AUGUCGAUGUUGCAGAGCAUCAUGUCCUACCCCAACUUCGUGAUGAAGAACUCCAUCAUGUCGCAGUUGGUGAGACUUGAAGAGCACUUCGUCCAGUUUGAGAAAAUGGGUGGAAAACUGACUGAUGAGAUGAAGUCAGCUGUGGUGCUCAAAUGUGUGAGCGGGAUGGUGGAAUUCUUCUACAUUGACAGUGAGGAGUGCAAACCUAUGUCAAUCAGGAGCACUACAUUUGGUGGUGAGACCAGCGAACGUUAUGAACUCGACACCAACGAGCGUUAUGAGCUCGACACCAUUGAGGUUGACAUCAUCAUUGACUCUGGGGCUGAUGCACCGAUCUUUCCAUCGAGCAUGAUCCACUGCGGAAGGCAAUGUGAUGGUCAGCAAGUGGCAUUGCAAGAUGCUCAAGGCAGGGCAAUUCCACUACUUGGACAGCGAUCGGUCGCAGUAGUCUUGGAGGACAAGAAUGGAGUGGAGAUAGAAGUGAGAGACAAUGUGGUCUUUUCGGAUGAGAUCAGCCAGCCCAUUUUGAGCUUUGGAAGGCUGAUGAAUGCAGGAUGGAGCAUGUGUGCUCAAACCAGAAGUCUUCGCAAUGGAGCCUACGAGAUUUGUUGGACUUCCACAUCUUCAAAACCAUCGGUCAAGAAUGUGCAGAGUCGUUCUCAGUCAACUCCCAACCCAGCGUGUUCCAUCUCGAUGCCAUCCAAAGGCAUUGUCCACGUAGGCUUGCAAUCCUGGAGUGAGGUCUGCCUUCAAAGCUCGAAUCGCUUGAGGCUGCCCUCCAAUCGUUCGAACAUGUCCUCGAACGAUCAAGCUGCUGUUCUGGAAGCUAUGGGCUUUGGUGUCGAACCAGGUGAAGAACGAGCUAUGCUGGAAGCUCUUGAAGGAGAAAUCCAGCCAAUGCUCGACACCCCCGAGGAUGUGCAGUUGGAACAACAGGAGCUGGAGCUACCUCCUGACGUUCCAGCAGGUAAUGGAGAAGUUCCAAGAGUUGGAGAUGCAGAACAACUUCAACUACAAGUUCCACAAGAAGGAGAAAUCGUGGUUGGAGAAGUGCUGCCACAUCAGAUCGAGGUUGAUGGCAACGUGCUGACUGUAGCAAUUGCCCAGACUCAAGGAGUUGUUGAGAGGCAUCCCAAUGCUCAAACUUUGGUGAAGCCUCCAGACCCGAAACAACAGGAGUUGCACGAGCUGACCCAUACCCCUUACGAGCCCUGGUGCACAGCAUGUUUGAAACAUCGAGCACGACCUGAUCCACAUCGACGAACUGGAGAAGCUCACAACACAAGCAUCCCCAUCAUCUCUAUGGACUUCUGUAUGACGAAGAAGAGGGAUGGCUUGGACCCACAACCAGAGAGAGCACCUGACGACAAAGGAGCUCUUUGGCUGGUGUUGACAUGUAGCCAGACUGGCUAUCUUGGAGUGGUUCCAAUCCAAGGCAAAGGUCAGAUCAAGUACAUGACCCACGAAGUGCUGAGCUUUGUGCAGCAUGCGCUUCGAUUGAAGACCCGAAUCUUCACUACCAAGGUGAAAGAUUCAGCUGGGAACUCAUUGGCUGAGAACAGCAUCCAGCGCAUCAGGCAGCUUGCUUGUACUUUGGUGGAGGAUGUGGCUCAGAAAACAGGCCUGAGUUACCCUUGUGAACACCCACUAUGGUCUUGGGCUGGUAGACAUGCAGCUUGGUGCCUCAAUCGUUACCAAGUUGGCAGAUCCCUCACAGCCCACGAGGUGACUCAAGGCAAAAGAUAUGAUGGAAAAGUUGCACGAUUUGGUGAACCGGUCUAUGGGUAUUGCAUGGGCAAAACCGAGAACCAGGAUGCAUGGAUCAUUGGAGAUGGAGUUGAUGUCAUGCUGAGUCGCAGCAUUCGAAGGGUAGAUCGCCCUUGGACCAACUUCCUUGCCUACUAUAGUGGCUUGCAAACCCACAGCUUCGUGUACCAGACCAGCUUUGGUGGCAGAAUCGUUCCGACGAAGCGCAAGAUCAUCCCGCAGAAACAAGAUGGCCGAUUGCUUCCCAAACUGAGCGAGGUAGAGAGACGCUUUGCUGACGAAGAGGCCGAUGCAGUUUUGGCCUAUGCUCGUUCCAGACAGGGACGAUUGGAAGCUCAACAAGAAGUUCAACAAGCACUUGCAGAACUUCCUGAUCAAGCACCCCCAGGAUCGGGAGUCAUUGUGGAGGAGAUUGCAGAGGAGCCUUCAGCAAAAAGGAUGAAGCCAAGUGAAAGCUCUUUGAGAAGAAUCGAGAUGGUCGAGAGGCGAUUGGUGGAGGUGAAGGUUGCCAAUGAGACUUACUACCACUUGGACAAUGUCAUCGAUGUUGACUUUGUGAACGCUUGGGAGUCUGAAGAUGUGGAGAUGAUUGAAGAGAAGGCCAAGGAUGUAAAUGACAUCGAAGCUUUCUGGUCUGACGAUCCAUUGACGAGAUCACCGCCUGAGCCACUACCUGAGGUAGAUCGCCUGGCUGAUGAGAUCGAAGUCAACAGAUUGCAGGAGAUGGGUGUCAUCGAGAAGCUUGCCCUGAAGGACUACGAGUUGGAACUUCUUACAACUCGAAUGGUCUAUGACUGGCGCAUCAAGGACGCUUUCUUGAUGGCUGAUCAAGAAGAACCUCUACAGGUCACUACAAAGGCUGGAAAAUUCAAGGUGAAGAAGAACCUCCCUGGUCAAAGAAAGGCAGCGAGAUCGUGGUAUGAGUUCAUUGCCAACUACUUGGAAAAGAAGGGCGUGACUUUCUGCACUGAGAACCCAUGUCUUGGACGACGAGGAGGUGGACUUUUUCUACUUCUACAUGUGGAUGACAUGAUGUUUUGUGGAACGAAGUCGGAAGUGGAGAAACUUAUCCAGGAGCUGAAAUCCGAGCUCAACAUCUCCUACAAGAUUGCACGGCAUGAACGAGAUCAGUUCGAGUUCCUGAAGAGAAAGUAG
Molecule: messenger RNA, 2922 nt
Organism: Cladocopium goreaui
Lineage: Eukaryota; Dinophyceae; Suessiales; Symbiodiniaceae
Source: the annotation of a GenBank genome assembly